This is a messenger RNA of Ctenopharyngodon idella (grass carp), 4718 nucleotides long. RefSeq names its product Src like adaptor 2b (gene sla2b). Lineage: Eukaryota; Metazoa; Chordata; Actinopteri; Cypriniformes; Xenocyprididae. The record is from RefSeq and is a predicted model, not a curated record. The transcript has 9 exons. Bases 2516 to 3313 code for a protein of 265 amino acids. Gene Ontology annotation, molecular function: protein binding.
GUUUUAAUAUAACACGUUCAUUUGUCCACUUUCCUUCUAAAUAUGCAUUACAAAAGAUGAAAUGUAUUCUUUUUAAGACAAACUCUAAACUAAUUUAGAUCUAUUGCUGAGUAUGUUCAAGUCUGAACCUUCACUCCCGACAUUUCUCACAGAACAUGUGAAAAUGAUCUUUUCAGAGACAGAACAUUUCACAAAACAUUUGCACAUUUCUAAACAUAUGUAACUUUUGGGCAGAGUUUACACUUUUCCUUUGUUUGGGCCUACUAUUUUAACCUGCUGUUUUAUGAAUACUAUGAAUUUAGAAUACAUACGACUUAUUUCACAUGCUGCAUUUCCUCUACUAUAUAGUAGGGAGAUAUGCGUGUUCAGCAAAAAAAAGUCACAACAGGUCUUUCAGUAAUCUGUAAAGUUAAGUAAAUAUUAUUACUGACAAAAAUAUAUCCAAGAAUAGUGUUCGGUCAAAAUUCUAUAAGAAAUAAAUUCAUGCAUUCUUGGGGUAGUGAUACAAAAAUAAAAAAAAAUUCCCAUCCUAUGACCAAAAAAAACAUGAAAAUGACUUUGAUAAGGGUCAGAAACAAGUUUUUUGAAGAAUUCAUGGAAUAUCAAAUUAAUAAAUGUUUUCAUUGAUAAAAUAUUUAAAAAAUCACAGCAUGCCGGGUCAAUUUGACCCCCCUUUAUGCACUCUAGAGUUAAGUUGAACAGUUUUGAAAAACUAUCUAAACAUGCAAAUUGGCCUGUAGGUGCAUAGAGAUUUGGCAGUGGUUGUGUCUAAGUGAGAAAAGAAUUCAUGUAAUUUGAAAGAAGUAGUCACUGAAUGCAUUUUGUGCCAAAGCAAUAAUAAAUGAUCCACAGUUUAGCCCACAUUGACUGCUGUUGUGAUCACUGUGUGAAGAGUUUUAGAAAAGUGAACAUAUUUUCUUGUGUGUUCUGCAGAAGAAAGUAAGUUUGAAUCAACCUGAGUAAAUUACACAAUUUACAUUCUGGUGUACCUUUGAGGAGCUGGGACUGGGAGAGUGUAGAAAAUGGUCAAGGAAAACAAUGUUUUUGGGGCAAUAAAACAUUGACUAACAUUAUUGUUAGACUUCAGAGAAAAGCUAAGUAUGAUGUGACCCAAAUCUCUUCAAACCGCCCCUUCAUGCACUGAGUAAUCAGAUGCUCAAUAUGCACUUCUGUGCACAUUAUACAUUCUGUGCAUGACUAAACUUUUUCUGUUAUCUCAGCCAGCUGUGAAAGUUUUCCGAUCAUAAGCUAGACUGGUUUUAUUGAUUGCAUGUGGUCAAAGACGACACAUUUAGAAGCUGUUUUUAGAAACUGCGGCUUUCAAACUUCAAGCACUUCAAGAACAACAUUGACCACAGCAGAAAGGAUCCGUCGAUAAUAGAUCUGUGCUGAGUGUUCUUUCCAUCUGAUGUGCACAAUCACACAGCUAGUGUACUUUUUCACUUACCGUAUAGAUUUACUGAUUUGCUUCUCCUCUGAAAUUAGAGUGCAUUGAACUUUUUGUAACCAGGUAGGAUGACAUCCCACUACAACUUUAAUUAACUCACUCCACUUGUCAUGGGAAUUUGCAUCGGAACAUCUUCAGCCGCAUAAUUAACUUCUCAACAUUUAGUGUGAAGUGAUGCAAGUCUGAAUCUAACAUGUUAUGAGUACAGAUGGCAUUGCAAUUCGGAAUUCAUAAAAAAAGUUCAGUUUAAAUUUAUUCAUUUUUUUCCCAGCUGGGGUUUAAAAUGUGCAAAUGAGCAGUCAUUUGUAGCAAUACUUGCAUCUAUGAUGAUCUGGAGUCAUUUAGUUUCCAUGACAGUUAUUGCUAUGGCAAUUGGUUUUGGUGCAUUUGGGAAUAUUGAAAUUAAUACGUGCAAAAAGUAUCACCAGAGAAUUUCGAAACCUCUUUAAAUUUAGUAAGCCGCUUCCAUCGGCAUCUAUAUUGCUUCAUCAAUUAGCCCAUGACGUCAUGACAUUCAAAAUCUUUCCCUCCACUAACAUCUGUGUUGUGUAUUAGUACGGCUCAAACAUGAUCAAAACAUCUUUCUAGUCUGUUCUCGCUGUCUGACAUCUGUGCGUCAGCAAAGGAGUGACAGUUAGACCUGUUCGUCACAGGAAACUGCAAGUAGUAAAUAAGUCUGCCUACCUCAGUGUGCUUGCUAAAACACUGAGACGACCACAGCAGCAUCCUAGAGUGACGCUUCACCUGAAACUCAACUACUGCCUCUCAGCUUCUCAGUUACCCGAGACAAGAAAACUAGCCUCUGAUCUGUGCGAAAAUCACUCGAAAUAGUUUUCUCACUCCGCUAUCUCAGUUUUCAGAUCUUUUGCAUGCGUUCAUAAACAGAUGUGCAGGUGAAGGAGUUCUGUUUGCUUGUACAGAAGGAUUGUCAUCAAAGUUAGCCUGAAGACCAUGAGGGUAUGAGGUCUGUAAUUUGGACCUGGAGACCUUGAUGACCUAGUGAGACCCAUCUGUGAUACCAGAUUGUGGUUCCCAUCAGCAUUGUGCACCUAAACACUCCAGAGUAGCAUGGGCAGUCGGCCCAGUAAAGACCGGCGCGGAUCCAGCGCACAUGCUGUUCUCUUGGACACAGAGGAAAUAGCCGACUCGCUGUCCAUGGACGGCGGUAGAUACGUGGUGGUGUCCCUGUACGACUAUCCAUCGAGAGGUCCGGGAGACUGUACCAUCAGAGUCGGGGAGAGGCUCAACAUUUUGUCAGAUGAAGGAGAGUGGUGGAAAGUAAGUUCGUCAGCCACAGGAAAUGAGAGCUACAUCCCCAGCAAUUACACUGCCAAAGUGUACAACAGGUGGCAGUUUGUGGGUCUCAGCAAACAGAAAGCAGAGGAACUGCUGAUGCUCCCCCAUAAUCAACCCGGCUCCUUCCUCAUCAGAGAGAGCGAGACCUUCCCAGGUAACCACACUCUGUCAGUGCGUAAGAACAGCUCGCAGGAGCGCGCUUCAGUCAAACACUACCGUAUCAGCUGCAUCGAGAACGGCUGGGUCUACAUCUCUCCCGGACUCACCUUCAGGACCAUCGCAGACCUGGUCGCACAUUAUUCAGAAGUAUCGGACGGGUUAUGCUGUACUCUGGGGGAGCCGUGCUUCAUCAUUGGAUCUAACAACGUUCCCGUUGUAACCGGCCCACCUCCAGUUGCCGUGAAGAGACCCACUAUAAACUGGAAAGAUGUGAACAGCUCCAUGAUCUUUGGGCAGAGUAAAGAGGGUGAGGAGGAGUCUCUGGUGAGUGAAGGACUGAAGGAGGCCAUUAACUCAUACCUCUACAUGACGGAGGAAUGCGAAGACUGCUGUCAGCUCUGGGAAACAUGAGGAAGACUGUAGAGAGACUUGAAGGAUGAGUGUUUGAAUGACUUUGGGCUCUUGAUGCUGUCUGUGAUCUGGGAUGACGCACUUUCGUACAUAUAGAAACAGACCCAGAAACGGAAAAUAACCAAAAACUACAUCUAAGCGUCUAUUUUCAUUUGUGUAUUUCCUUGAAGAGAUGCGUAAAAAUUGUUUAAGAAAGAAAGCGGCGUCGGAUGAAGCUCCCGGCCGAGCGCAUUGACUCAUUGCUGUUCUUCCAGAGUGGGUGCUGGAGACAAAGCUGUCACAGUUUCCUGUGUGGACUCGCUCCUGGCGGACAUGAAAGAGAACACGAAUGAAGGAAAUAACGACAGAGGAGUGUGUGAGUGGGAGGGGGAACACAGCUGGGUGGCGUACGCAUCCAUUUCCACUCCUCUCACACUUUCUGGAACUUUAUCAGCGACUCGUUACAAAUGUGAUCGCGAUCAUAGAAUGAUGAGAUGAGGAACUCCAGAGAAGUUUUACCAGUGAUAUCAAAGAUAUUUUGAUACUGUUUUUUGUUGAAAAUGCCAAACAAAAUACUUAUUUAUGACUUGGAACAUAAAUGUGAAUAUUUGUAUAUAUGUACAGUUCCUUAAAGGGAUAGUUCACCCAAACAUGUUGAUUUUGUCAUAAAAAAAUAAAUAAAAAAAAGAGUAGUUUUGGUUUCCAUUGACUUCCAUUAUAUUUUUGGACCAGACAAUGGAGCCAAACUGUUUAGUCACCAACAUUAUUCAUAAAAACAUCUUUUACAUUCUACAUAGUCCUACAGUUUUUGAAUGACAUGAGGGUGAGUAAAUAAUGACCAUUUUAAUUUCUGAGCGAACUAUCUUUUUAAUGGACUUAUCGACAUCAAUUAUGUUCUUUUAAAUAAACUCAACAGAAAAAAAAACCAAUCUCAUCUUUGUAUCUGUAGAAGCUGACAAAAGCAUCUUAAAUGAGGUGUUUCCUGUCUAUCUUUGCACCUAUUGUUCUGAAAAGAACCGCAGUCUUAAGCAGCAGGAAGUAAAGAUUUGUGCAUGCCUGUGUGGUCUCUUCUCAGGGUGCAGAGGAAUAUUUAUACCAGCCAUGUUCUUCAAAAACCUUACAGCAAACUUCUGAGAACGGUCUUAAAAUGUACUUAGAAAUUAAAAGUGAGAAUUUAUGUGGACGUUUUAUCUGUUACAUUAAACCAGUUUCUCCUACACGUCACUGAUAGCAGAGGGCAUUUAUAUACGUUGACCUAAAGAUUUCCAUUUUAUGUAACAGGCUGCAUGUUCCUCUACAUGUGAUGAAGUGAAUGAGUGGCACUGUAGUAUGUGUGAUGAUUGUAAUUACAAUGAGUGCAAUUACAUUGCAGUGCCACCUAGAGGCUGUAGUGUGUAUUGGCACUAAAUUAAACAUAUGUACAGUG